Molecule: messenger RNA, 1755 nt
Organism: Fibroporia radiculosa
Lineage: Eukaryota; Fungi; Basidiomycota; Agaricomycetes; Polyporales; Fibroporiaceae
Exons: 9
Coding region: 1-1755 (584 amino acids)
Cellular component (GO): endoplasmic reticulum
Molecular function (GO): protein disulfide isomerase activity
Source: RefSeq, a predicted model, not a curated record
AUGCUCGCGCGGUUGCCAUAUACGCUCCUUGCGACUGCAUUGGCUGUUGCUGUUCAAGCACUCCCAGUGGACUCGACCGAACUUACGGUGCUUACGCCGGACAAUUUUGAGUCCACAAUUUCUGAGGGUGUCUGGUUCAUUGAACAUUUCUCCCCAUACUGUGGUCACUGCCGCAAAUUCCUGCCAACGUGGACCCAGCUGGUUGAGAACAACGCCAAACAAGCCGACCCAGGAAUACGAUUGGCGCAAGUGAACUGUGCCAUCAAUGGAGACCUGUGCAGCAAGAACGGUGUUGACGGUUAUCCCCAGAUGAAUUUAUAUCGAAACGGACAAUUUGUUGAAAGCUACGGCGAUUCUCGGGAAUAUGAACUUUUGACCGCAUACCUCUCGUCUCAUGCCGAACCUACGUCCAAGCCCAAACUUCCGCCUACGCCCACGCCCGAACCAGCUCCUAUUCCUCACGCUGAAGAACCAUCCCAAGACGGGAAAUAUGACCCAAUACCUGAACCGGCCAGAGAUCUCAAUCCUAGAGGUGCAGUUUUAGCUCUUACCGAUAAGACGUUUGGAGAUGCAAUCAAGGAAGGGACAGUCUUCAUUAAGUUUUAUGCUCCGUGGUGUGGGCACUGUAAGAAGCUGGCGCCGAUAUGGACUCAGCUUGCCGGUAAAAUGCAACACAAAUUAACCAUCGCGGAGGUCAACUGUGAGGCACAUGAUGCCCUGUGCAGGAACGAAGGUGUCACCGGUUUUCCCAUGCUGGUGUACUAUGGUCCCAAUGGCGGUGGGAAGACCGAGUAUACAGGUGGGCGAAAGCUGGAACAGCUGAAGGCCUUCUCUGAGAAGGUUAUUGGCCCGGCGAUCCAGGAGGUCAAAUACGAAGAUCUCCCCAGUAUUAUGUCGGAGUCGCCUAGUUUAUACUUGCUACUCCAUCCUCCCUCAGAUUCACGGACGAUACGUGAAGUUCUAAAAGCAUCGAGCGUCCUGUUCGGGUCACCGCCAAUCUAUUCGUCCAGCUCAAGCUUUCUCUACGAUUACUUUUCAGUCCAAUCGAACUCGGCAGUCAUCCUCGCACUGAAGGAUCAUGAUGAUAUCCCUGCUGCCGUCUAUCGGAUUACCCACUCGGCUGACGAGAAUAGCGCUUUGAGCAGUUGGCUGUUGAGGAACCGUCUCCCUUCCAGUAUGGAACUGGACGCGGACAAUUUCCAGGAAGUCAUGAAUGCCCCACACAAGCCACUUGUCGUCCUCAUUGCGACCCCUAAAGACCAAAUGGGUGUUGUAUCAAGCGCGGUUCAAAAGAUAGCUAGACAGUGGAAAGAUACCAAAGGUGAUGGGGCAAUAUCGUUUGUCUGGAUGGACGGUGAAAAGUGGGGGAAAUGGCUAAAAAGCAUGUAUGGGAUUAAGGCAGACUCAUUGCCGCGUAUCGUCGUUGCCAAUCACGCCCGCCUGGUGUACUAUGACAAGGAUCAGUUCGGAGAGGAUAUUCAGCUGACGUCAACGAGCAUUUUCUCUGCAAUCCACGGUGCGGCAGGUGGGACUAUACCCUACAAGCAUUCGGAGAAUAUGGUGGAACGCAUGGCGCGGUAUCUGAACGCUAAGUUGACCGCGACCGAGACUUAUGUUUUCUCAUAUCCCUGGCGCACUGCUUUCUUCAUCUUCCUCGGUAUAGCAGUAAUAAUUUUGGUCUUUAAACGACUGUUUGCUGCUGAUUCAGACUCAAGAGAAUACUCUCACAUGCGCAAAGCUGACCGCUUAGACUAA